Messenger RNA from Arachis duranensis, 537 nucleotides. RefSeq names its product protein MAIN-LIKE 2-like. Gene Ontology annotation, biological process: meristem maintenance; meristem development. The record is from RefSeq and is a predicted model, not a curated record. The transcript is spliced from 3 exons. The coding region runs from base 1 to 537 and encodes 178 amino acids. NCBI's taxonomy places the organism in Eukaryota, Viridiplantae, Streptophyta, Magnoliopsida, Fabales, Fabaceae.
AUGUUAAGAAAAUCAAAACCUAAAAAUGUUGAUCCUCCGGAACUUCACAUUGUAAAAUAUCUGAACUAUUUUGAUUAUGCUUUACAGAUGAUGACAUGUGAUCACCAUGUCCCUCCGGAUCGGUACAAUGAGAGAGUGGAGGAGCAUUUACGAUCAACUGGGUUUUACCAUGUUAGUCAGAUUGGAGUAGUUCAAUGUCAGAAAGCAAUAGUAAAUGCUUUAGUGGAAAGGUGGCACCCGGACACGCAUACCUUUCACCUUCCAGUUGGUGAAUGUUCCGUGACACUAGAAGACGUGGCUAUGAUCUUUGGUCUUCUUACCGACGGCCUUCCAGUGAUAGGCAUGACUUUGAGUAGUUUUGAGGCCUUAGAGGCGGAGUGUCUGCACCAAUUUGGGGUCACACCGAGAAAGUCGGAUUGUCGAGGAAGCGGCAUAAAACUGACGUGGCUACAGGAUUUAAAAGAACGGUUACAGUUGACUGAUGAGAAUAGUAUACAGGUGUACAUUAAGUGCUACAUCAUGUUGUUGAUCGUAUAG